UAAAAUUCAUUUCGGCUGAACCAAAACACGGUGUUGAAACUGUAAUUGCAUUGAAUGCCGAUACUCGUGUAUCUUGUCGCGUAAUCCCAAUUAUUAUAGACAUUACUCAGUUAACUCCACUCAACAUUGCAAUGUAAUGAUGAAGAAAAAUCAUUUAUAUUUUAUGUUAAUAGUUCCUAAUUAUAUCCUGACCAUCCAAUCCCCUUCAGAACCAGCUACUUGUCUGGUAACAGGAGAUCCCCAUUACAAGAGUUUUGAUGGACACAGACACGACUUCCAGGGAGGAAACUGCAGAUUCACCGUCAUAAAAACCGAAGACUUUGAGGUCAUUGGAACAAAUAAACACAGGGGUGACAACAAGAAUGUAGCUUGGAAUGAUGCCGUGGAAAUUAUCAUCAAUAAGGUUAAAGUAUAUCUCGGACCAGAAGGAGAACUGACGGUAAACGGUAAAAAGAAGACCCCUCCUUACGCUAAAAUAUGGCCUGGCACCGCUGAGGAAAUGACGAUCAAGAGAGCCGGCGAAAGCAUUAUCGUAAAACUGAAACUCAACGACGGAUUAGAAGCUCUAGAUCUGAUCUGGGACGGUAACAGCACAGUAUCCUCCACCAUCCACGGCAUGUACUACCAAGGUACUACCGGGCUAUGUGGAUCCUGGGACGAUAACGCUGAAAACGAUCAGAUUAGCAGCGCGGGAGAGGAAAACGAUCUUAACGAGUUCGGGUGGUCUUGGAAGAUAGAUGGUGACGUUUGUGAGGAGGAACCCCAGCCACCGCACCCCUGUGACGAUACCUUCUUCCCUACUGCCAAGCCUAUCGCAGACCAGGCCUGUGAUAUCCUCAUGGCGGCACCAUUCUCUGACUGCCACGGGGUAGUAGACGUGGAGACUGCUCUGUACAACUGUAAAUACGACACAUGUUCUUGUUAUGAUAACUCGUGCGCGUGCCACGCGGUUAAGGAGUAUGUUAAGGAGUGCCAGGAGAAGGGAGUUGCCACUCUUGGUGCUUGGAGAGACAAGGCUCCAUACUGUACUCUAACAUGUCCUGAAGGGUUCUCAUACGACUCAUGUGGUUCCUUUUGUCCCGCAACAUGCGGUGACAAGGACCCAGACUGCGGUAAACAGGAGGGACAGUGUAACGAGGGCUGCUUCUGUCCUAAGGGAAUGUUCUUGGUUGGAGAUGAGUGUGUGGAUGAAAGUGGGUGUCAGUGUGAACAUGAUGGUGAAGUUAAGGAGAUUGGUUCAAGCUGGGACGAUGAAGACAUCUGCAAAGAUUGCGUCUGUAGGGACGGUGGAAUAGUCGUUUGCGAGAAGAUGAAAUGUAAAACAUGUCCCGCUCAGGAACUGCCAGUAUAUGAGGAUGGUGAAUGUUGUCCAAAAUGUGUGGAAGACUGGUUGUCAACUGAACAGGAAUCUUAUGAGGACAUCGAGAGACUGUCAAACCUCACUAUAUCUUGUACUGCUGCCGUACAGAAGGCUAAGGUCCAGUGGUUGUUUAGCAAUGAUGAUGGGGAAAACUGGGAGGAAAUCGAGGGAGCCAAUGAAUUCGAGUACACUAUUAAUAAAAUAACAGAGGGAAAUGAUGGUAUAUACAAAUGCAAAGCUAGAGCUAGCUUCAAAACACAAGAGGAGGUCACCAGUGUUAAAACGGUUGAGGCUGGUCCUGAAAAGGUUUCCUUUGGAGAAUACGAAGUUACACCCAAGAGGAACAGGGCUAACCUGGUAUGUAAAAUAAAGGAUUCUGCUUUUGAUGCUGAUGCUGAGGUGAAGUUUUACUGGAUAAAGAAUGGAAAGCAAGGGGACCUUAUCAGCGAUAAACCAAAGUUUGCCAACAGCAAAGGAGAGGCAACGUAUUCUGUAGCUAAAUUCAAGACAAAGAGAAACAAAAAUGCACCAUCAGAGAUCGCCUGCAUUGGAGUUAGCGCAGAUGGAAAGAAGUUGGCCGAGGGCAAAAUAACUCUGGUUAAGAAGAAGAAGAAAGAAAAAAAAGUAAAAAAAGUAAAGAAAGUAAAGAAACCAAAAAAGAACAAGGACUAGAAUUCGGAAAUAAGAAGGACAUGAUACUCGUUGUGCGAAAAGAGGUUUACAACUUGUAUCAAAGAAAGACUGAGAGUAAAUAUUUUUAAGAUUGAGAGAAAACAUUUCAAAAGUAAGACUUAGUUUUUCAAAAGUAAGAUAUA
Messenger RNA from Bolinopsis microptera, 2175 nucleotides. Its product is annotated as von Willebrand factor-like. The record is from RefSeq and is a predicted model, not a curated record. Gene Ontology annotation, cellular component: extracellular matrix. Gene Ontology annotation, molecular function: protein binding. Lineage: Eukaryota; Metazoa; Ctenophora; Tentaculata; Lobata; Bolinopsidae. The transcript has 11 exons. The coding region runs from base 137 to 2032 and encodes 631 amino acids.